GACGAACAAUAAUGCCAACGAUUCCCUAGCAGAUAUUAGCAUUGGGAAUAGUGCCAGCAGUGCAAGUGAUAACGUCACCAUCCCUAAUAGUGCAAACGCAAACUCUACUAUACAAAAUCCGAAUGCAAGCCCGCCGCGCAAUCAAAAUCGACACUUGUCUCAAAAUCAGGAUCCUCUUGCUACGCCGAGAUCCUUCUUUCGAAAUAAUACCGCGUCUGUAACACCUAGUCUGUUAUCCUCUCCACCACCUCCUUUCAAACUUCCGUUUCUCUCAAGUAAGGACAGUCAAACCAUAGGUAAUGACAUCUUUGAGUCCCCACUACUCGCUGGCUCUCCUUUUUGUGAUGCCCGCACCAGUAUCGGGAGUACAUCCAGUGUUCUAGGCACUCUCAGGUUGGAAGAUAAAUUGAGGUUAUGGAGACAAGACGCCUAUGUGAAAAAUUUAUAUGAAACUGCUGCAUUUUGGGGAAGCAAAGUGAUGACAAUGACUGGCGAUUCAAAUGACGUGUAUUGGUUGGCUUUGGUGUAUUACAACAUGGGUCAAUAUGUUAGAGCACAGAAACUAAUAAAGAACUUGAUCGAUUCGAGCGUAAUAUGUCGAUAUUUAGCCGCAAAGUGCUGCAUCAAAAUGGAAAAGUAUCAGGAAGCGAUAGAUGUUCUUGGCGAAGAAAAUCCGUUUUCGAAAAAAGAUUAUGGAUCUGUAGUCAAAAAUACCGAAGGUGGUCUUCAGCUCGAGGCAUCUAUGUGUUAUCUUCGUGGACUCGCAUAUUCUCAACAGACAAAUCUCGAUAAUGCAAAAAAAUGUUUCAAGGAAGCGCUGGAAUUGGAUGUAAAAUGCUAUGAAGCAUUUCAUGAACUCGUAAAUAACCACAUGUUGUCAAGCAAAGAAGAGUGGGAGUUCAUUAAUUCGUUGAAGUUUGAGGAACAGUUGGAAAGUGAAGAGGCGUAUUUUAUCAAAAUGAAUUACCUUUCAAUGCUAAAAAAGUACGAGCACUUACCAGAGAUUCAAGAGGCGAGGUCGGAAUUGGAGGAGAGGUUUAGAUUGGAAAGCAACGCAGAUGUACUAAUGAGCCAUGCGGAUGAGUUAUACGCACAAUGUCGAUUUAAAGAAUGUUACGAGAUCACGACAAAAAUACUUGAGCAGGAUAUGCAUAACCAAGAUUGCCUUCCAACUCACUUAGUUUGUCUCCACGAAUUGCGUGAGAAAAAUAAACUGUUUUUGUUAGUUCAUGAUUUGGUUGAAGUCUCUCCAGAAAGGCCAGUCACGUGGUUUGGUAUUGGAUGUUAUAAUUAUUUGAUUGGCCAAAAUGAUGAGGCCAGAAGAUAUUUUAUCAAGGCUUCUACUAUGGACUCUCAUUAUGGACCAGCAUGGAUAGGAUUUGGACAUACAUUUGCGGCAGAAUCUGAACAUGAUCAGGCCAUCACCGCUUACUCCACCGCAGCAAAAUUAUUCCCUGGGUCACAUCUUCCUCCCCUCUUUAUUGGCAUGCAACAUCUUCAAGCCAAUAACCUUUUAUCUUCAGAAGAGUAUUUGCUAACGAGUUAUAAUAUCUGUAAAGGGGAUCCGUUAAUUUUGAAUGAGCUGGGAGUGUUAUGUUUUAGAAAGCUCAACUAUGCUCAGUCAGUCGAGUACUUUAAAAAGGCGCUUGCGCUUGUUGAAGAGACAAAAUGCCGGCCACAGAUUUGGGAAACCACAUGGAUGAAUCUUGGUCACGCAUUCAGGAUGCUAGGAGAAUUGGACGCCGCCGAGACAUAUUUUAAGAAAGUAAUAUCAAUGUCGCCACCCAACCAAAGCGCGUUGACUGCUCUUGGAUAUAUUUAUCAUGUGAAGGAGGAUUUUGAAGAGGCAAUUAUGUAUUACCAUGAGGCAUUAGGAAUACGCCCAUCUGACCCGAUAACGCAAGAUCUAUUAGGAUUAUGCCUUGAAGAAAUGAUUAAUGGUUCGAAAAGCGAUAAAGUCGAGUCUUC
Molecule: messenger RNA, 1968 nt
Organism: Acaulospora morrowiae
Lineage: Eukaryota; Fungi; Glomeromycota; Glomeromycetes; Diversisporales; Acaulosporaceae
Source: the annotation of a GenBank genome assembly